GACUGGGCAGGAGCCGUGGCACCAGUUUGGCCUGUCGCGUGAGGAGUACGACCAGAUCAUGGCGUUGUUUAUCUUUUUCGACACUGACGACAACGGUUGGCUGGACCGUCGUGAGAUUGGCCGCUUAGCGAGAUGGCUCAACUUUGCCCGAAGCGACCGCGAUAUUGAUCGCAUGUUCAGAGAAAUGGACACGGAUCGUAGCGGUACUCUUUCCCUCAGUGAGUUCCUCACGUGGUUGUCUCAGAACCGGCCCGAUCCCAACGCCCUUUACGGGCUCUCACAGUCCGAUUACAACACCAUCAUGAUGCAGUUUCGCAUGUACGACAAGGGCAAGAAUGGGUUGCUGAGCAUGGACGAGUUUGCACGGCUUACUCUGAGUUUGGGGGAAGUGGCUAACAUGGACGCCGGGAGGUGCCUGUUCCGAAGUAUUGACACGGAUGGAAACGGUGUAAUUGGCCUUCACGAGUUUUUAACUCACCGUGCUCGCAUGCAAUGCAGGAAUGAGAAAGCGUAG
Messenger RNA from Trypanosoma rangeli, 514 nucleotides. RefSeq names its product EF hand. The annotation marks the transcript as partial. The transcript has a single exon. Lineage: Eukaryota; Euglenozoa; Kinetoplastea; Trypanosomatida; Trypanosomatidae. Gene Ontology annotation, molecular function: calcium ion binding. The record is from RefSeq and is a predicted model, not a curated record.